GCAAGAGCUAGUGUUAAUAUCGCUCAGUCCACUCGUAAGAAACACAGCAUUAAGACGCAGCAUACACACGUUAUUGACUUUGUCAUACAUAAUUUCUUUUUAUUAUUCGCUACUUGAAAUUUAGUGAUAAAUAAAUAAAUUCGCGACAUUCUUUCUUACUGUGAAAUUUAAUGAUAUAAUUUGGGAUUGAGAAAGUUAAAUAGUAACAGUAAUAAGUUUACGCAGUUAAAACUAGAAACUUUACAAUUUAAAAUGCAAAUACUAAAUCCUGCUUUUCAAAAGUAAUGGCUCAAAUUAACAUUAAAAGGGGAAACUCAUUGAUAAUAUAAAGAAUAUUUGUGACAGUGCUAUUAAACGUGCCUCUAAAAAUGUUCGAUUUGCCGACGGUGAAUACAAAAUAAAUGGAUUUCAGUGACUCGUAAUCGGCAUUCAAUAAUUGGUGACAAACUCUAAAAAAAUGGACGCCUACGCUCUACCAACAUAUUUUCCACUUGCGUAUUCUGAACUACAGUUUCUAGCUUCCAGGCGUGCAGCAGCCGCAGCUGCCGCGGCAACAGUUUUACCAGUAUCCCCUUGCAUUAAUCAUUUACACACAACAGAUGUUUCAAGCUCGGUUACAGUUCCAUCCAUGAUUCCAACGGUUGAAGCAUCAGAUUCACUUAAAACAUCACCAUCAAUCCAACCACCAAUAAGUAAUGGAAACAGUCUUCUUGCUAAUUCUUCUGGUCACCAUCAAAAUCAUCAGCAUCAACAUGUUCAUAGUUUAAAUGUUACUGGACAGCCUCAUGCACAUGACUUUCACCCAGCCUAUAGAAUCCCCGGAUAUAUGGAACAAUUGUAUUCUCUUCAACGAAAUAGUACAACUGCAUCUUUUCAUGAUCCCUAUGUCAAUUGUGCGUCGGCUUUCCAUCUUGCAGGACUAGGACUUGGAUCAGGAGAUUUUUUGGGUACCAGAGGUAUGGGCUCCCUAGGUGACCUCCAUCAUGCAGCUGUAGCUGCAGCUGCGGCAGGAUCCCUUGCAAGUACUGAUUUUCACUUUAGCAUUGAUGGCAACCGGCGAUUGAGUAGUCCUCGACCACCAGGCGGAAGUAUUCGUGCAAGCAUCAGCCGCAAAAGAGCCCUUUCCUCAUCGCCAUAUUCUGAUUCGUUUGACAUUAAUUCGAUGAUUAGAUUUUCACCAAACUCUUUAGCCACAAUUAUGAAUGGCUCUCGAGGAAGCAGCGCGGCUAGUGGUUCUUAUGGUCACAUUUCAGCUAGUGCCAUAAAUCCUAUGUCUCAUGCACAUUCAACACUGGCACCACGUCUACAACAGAUACAAGCUCAUUUGUUGCGCGCAAGCGCAGGACUUUUAAAUCCGAUGACUUCACAACAAGCAGCUGUUGCCGGGUUUUCUAUAAGCCAUGCUGUAGGCGCUUCCACCACAAGCAUAAAUGAUGUUCGUGGUAAUCUAAACGAUUUACCUAGCCAAAUAACACCAUCUUCAAAUGCAAGGCUAGUUAGUGACGAACAUAAACAGGUUGCGGCACUUUCGCAAAAGAACUUCGAUGACGGAAAACAAAGAAAUCGACCGCAUAAAAAUAUUGUCACUGAGCAGCCCUCAUCAACAUCUGGUAGCGUGGCUCAAGUAGAAGCGGACAGUGCCUCAUCACAUUUGUCUGAUCGCUGUUAUAACAAUAUAGGAAAGAAUACCAAAAGUAUUGCUGGCGAUGUAAAAAUAAGCAGCCGCUGUGAAGAGUUUCUUAAUUGUGGAUCAGCAUCAACUCCAUUAAAUGAAUAUGAUUGUGCCAACGCUGAUACGACGGAUAUCAAGGACGAACCCGGAGAUUUUAUAGAAACGAAUUGUCAUUGGCGAAGCUGUUGUAUUGAGUUUAUUACACAAGAUGAACUUGUUAAACAUAUUAAUAAUGACCACAUCCAAACCAAUAAGAAAGCAUUUGUCUGUCGAUGGGAAGAUUGUACUCGUGGAGAAAAACCAUUCAAAGCACAGUAUAUGCUAGUUGUGCAUAUGCGACGUCAUACAGGUGAAAAGCCUCACAAAUGCACAUUUGAAGGUUGUUUUAAGGCAUACUCACGCUUGGAAAACCUCAAAACUCAUUUACGGUCACAUACAGGCGAAAAACCAUACACCUGCGAAUAUCCCGGAUGUAGUAAAGCGUUUAGUAAUGCUAGCGAUCGUGCAAAGCACCAAAAUCGUACACACAGUAAUGAGAAACCCUACAUUUGUAAAGCUCCUGGCUGCACGAAACGUUACACCGACCCAAGUUCUUUGCGAAAACAUGUUAAGACAGUUCACGGAGCUGAGUUUUAUGCAAAUAAAAAGCAUAAAGGCUUGCCACUCAAUGAUGCCAAUUCUCGGUUGCAAAGAGACGGUGGCCAAGGUCGCCAUAACCUUCAAGAGCACAAUAUUGACUCAAGCCCUUGCAGCGAAGACUUGCAUAUGGGAAAAAUUAGAGGCAUGUCUAGUCCCAGCAUUAAAUCAGAAUCUGAUGGAAGUUCGCCACAUCAUCAGUUGGCAAAUGGAGUUCGAACUUCAGACUGUUUUUUAACAUAUUCACCAGAUGGUGCCGUCGAGCAUUUAACUUUGGAGGACGGCUGGAAUUGUGAAGAUGACGUAGACGUGGCCGACCUUCCAAUUGUCCUGCGUGCUAUGGUAAAUAUUGGCAGCGGAAAUUCAUCGGCCGCCACUAUUGGAGGUGGUGUUGUGGCUAGGCAGCGGUUUAGAAGUCGUCUGCAAACUAAAGGUAUAAACUCAAGUACGGUUAUGCUGUGCAACAUUCCCGAAAGCAAUCGCACAAUUGGUAUUAGUGAGCUUAACCAGCGAAUAACAGAACUGAAGAUGGAACCUGGUACAACAGGUGACACUACAGUUCCAAUGCCCCUAAAUACGGGCAUAGGAGGAUUUGCAGAAGACUUAUCGCAAAAUCAAGCAAACACAACCAUAAAUAAGCUUAGCUUUCCCACCGCUUCCGGAUCUCUGCAAGGACAUUUUCGUCGCGAUAGUCAGAACUCCACUGCAAGCACAUAUUAUGGUAGUAUGCAAAGUCGUCGUAGUAGUCAAUCAUCACACGUGUCAUCUAUAUCUACAAUGCGACCAGGCCCGUCGUACAACACAACAACAGCUUCCUUCUAUGAUCCAAUUUCCCCAGGAUGCUCGCGACGCUCCAGCCAAAUGUCAAAUGCAGCCAACUGUUUCACCCUUAAUUCAACAUCAGGAUUGACUCCAAUAAACAAGGAAUCGAAUCCAAGCAGCAGCCCAAGUGCUUCUAUUAAUAAGCAGUGUCUUGGUGUUCAGUGUUUUGGGUUUUACAAUAGCAGUCUUCCUCCCCCUCCAUCGUCUCAUUUAAUCGCCACCAAUUUGAAGCACUUGCAGGGGACAGAUUCUGGGAGUUGUUAUCAGAACUCAACUGGGGGUCGAUUUUCAAUUCCCAGUUUUAUGCAAUCUUUACAUUUGAGCAACAACAGACAGGUCGGGGAGUUUGAAUUAGAUAAAGAAAUGCCUAACAACAAUAUAUUACGACGUCAAUCUGAACCUGUCCCAAACAUAUGUUUUGAUCCAGUAACAAAUGUUCCUUGUUUAAGUAGUCCACUGCAAAAUUUCCAAAUUCCUGUUGGAAAGGCUAGAAACAUAAAUAUAACAUCUUCGAGUAAUGAGAGUAAUUUAAAAAAGGGACAAUGCAAUGUUCCAAUGAAGGUUGAAAUGACUAUGACCAGUGUGCAACAUCCAAAUGAAAGAAUAAAUCUUGAUGAAGUGGAAGAGCUUAUACUUCCCGAUGAAAUGCUUCAGUACUUAAACUUGGUAAAAGACGAUCAAAAUUUUACGGAGAAAGAACAAGAACAUCUCAGUUCCAUUGCACAUGAAACCAUAACAUCAAACGACAACAGAGUACUUUCACAGUCAAAUUUAAACCAAUCAAAAAAACAAUUUUCACCACCGCACUCUAACUGUGAAGUCGCUAAACAUCUACAACCAAAUCCAUCGAAGUUGUCAACGCAAGGAGAGUUUACCAUGACAACGAUCGGAAGUUUAUUUAGCCAGACAGAAUCGAAUAUCGCAACUAUCCCACACCAGCAUGAGCAAACGAAAUGCAUUAGCUUCCCCCAAGAGACUGAGAAAAUUAUCAACAUGGAUAAUGGUAUUAAUCAACAGUCAUCCCUAUUAGCCUAUCAACGACAAAUAACAAAUUCAAAUCAGAAUGAAAUCAUUGACUCAUCAAUGACCAGUUUGCCAGAGCUAAAUUUAAAUCCAGAAUUUCCACGAAUUAACUCAGACAAUGUUUCCAAAGUACAUAGAGGCCAUGAUAAUGAGAUCCAAUGCGGCAUCAUAAGCCAGUCUCAAAUGUCUCCUUCUAUAAACAUUAAUAACGAUGACCAAAUUUCCACCUUAAAAAUACAAGCCCUAUCAUUUUCAAAAUUUCCUUGUCAGCAAAACACUCAAAAAACAGUUUGUGAAACUCAUGCGAAUAAUGUUAGUUCAAUGCAGUCUGAUACAUACCAGCGUACACUAGAAUAUGUGCAAAAUUGUCAGAACUGGUUGGAUUCAAACAAUACAUCUGUCGAUCAAAUUCAAGGAUUGUCUGGAGUGCAAUCAAAUAAUACAUUGUGGCCUGAUGUUAGCAGUUCUACACAUCCAUAUCCUGGUGCAAAUAUGGUUAUCAAUGAUAUGACAACAUCCCUGACUUCUUUGUUGGAAGAAAAUAGAUACCUUCAAAUGAUGCAGUAGAAAAUUCAGCAAUCUAUAAAUUAAAGUCAGUCACAAUAUUAGUUUUAUUUAAAAAAAAUCAUACAUGACGUCGCUAUUUUCACAUAUAGAUGAAAUCAACUACCGUUAAUAUGUUCGCAUCUGCAGUUAUAACAAUCUGUGAAACCUCUAUUAAAUGUUUAUAUAAAAAUAGAGGUCGUGACACAUAAUUUUCUUUGUGCGGAAUUCGGGCGAAAGAAACUUGUGAAAACACGAGGAUAUAUCUGUGUCCAAUUGAGAUAUGCGCAAUAUAUAUGUCUUCCAAACUAUCAAUAAUAAAAAAAAUCCUAGAGCUUCUAAGCAAUAAAAUAUAUAUAAACUA
Drosophila takahashii is the source of this 5060-nucleotide messenger RNA. It is a transcript of the gene ci, whose product is annotated as cubitus interruptus. NCBI's taxonomy places the organism in Eukaryota, Metazoa, Arthropoda, Insecta, Diptera, Drosophilidae. The record is from RefSeq and is a predicted model, not a curated record. Gene Ontology annotation, cellular component: nucleus. Gene Ontology annotation, biological process: regulation of transcription by RNA polymerase II. Gene Ontology annotation, molecular function: RNA polymerase II cis-regulatory region sequence-specific DNA binding; DNA-binding transcription factor activity, RNA polymerase II-specific.